GUAGCACAGCAAAAUAAAAAUAGAAGCUUCAGUUUGAAGGAAAUACCUAUAUAGAAGUAUAUAUAGUGGUGGGAGGAUAAAUACUGAUAGAUAAGGGUAUGGAACACAUCAAGAGAAAAAUAAACAAGGGAAAAGGGUGGUGAGAGUGACAGCUACAGGCAAAGAUAGAGAGGGUGUGUGGAAGUAAGAGACUUACAGACCAGAAGACAUGGAGGAUUCCUCAGACUCUGACCCUUUCUGUGGGGAAAUCCCAGCCACCAGGGUUGAGCUGACUGUUUCUUGCAGAAAUCUUCUGGACAAAGACACAUUUUCAAAGUCAGAUCCAAUGUGUGUUCUGUACACUCAGGGUGUAGAGUGUAAACAAUGGAGAGAGUUUGGACGCACAGAAGUGAUUGAUAACUCCUUGAACCCAGAUUUUGUUCGAAAAUUUGUUUUGGAUUAUUUCUUCGAGGAGAAGCAGAAUCUGAGAUUUGAUCUGUAUGAUGUUGAUGCAAAGAGCCCAGAUUUGUCAAAGCACGAUUUCCUAGGACAGUGCUUCUGCACACUAGGAGAGAUUGUUGGUUCCGCAGGAAGUCGUCUGGAGAAAUCAUUAAUAAUUGGACAAAAUGCUCCAAAUUCAAGAUCCGGAAGAUCUACACAGUCAAUGUCUAAUGGUGGCAUUCCCAGUAAGAAGUGUGGCAUCAUAAUCAUAUCUGCUGAAGAACUUAGCAACUGCAGGGAUAUUGCUACAGUGCAAUUUAGUGCCCACAAACUGGAUAAGAAAGACUUUUUUGGAAAAUCUGAUCCUUUCAUGGUUUUUUAUAGAAGCAAUGAAGAUGGGACAUAUACCAUCUGCCACAAAACGGAGUAUGUGAAGAAUACACUGAGCCCUGUUUGGCAGAAGUUCUCCAUUCCAGUAAGAGGGUUAUGUAAUGGAGACUAUGACAGGACAAUUAAGGUAGAGGUCUAUGACUGGGACAGAGAUGGGAGCCAUGAUUUUAUUGGUGAAUUCAGCACCAGUUACAGGGAAUUGUCCAAAGGUCAAAGCCAGUUUAAUAUAUAUGAGGUCAUUAAUCCACGCAAGAAAAUUAAGAAGAAGAAAUAUAUAAAUUCUGGAACGGUCACACUUUUGUCUUUCUCAGUGGAAUCAGAAUAUACGUUCCUGGAUUAUAUUAAAGGAGGUACGCAGAUAAAUUUUACAGUAGCAAUAGACUUCACAGCAUCAAAUGGCAAUCCAUCUCAGUCAACAUCACUGCAUUAUAUGAAUCCGUACCAGUUGAAUGCAUAUGCUCUUGCACUAAAGGCUGUUGGGGAGAUUAUACAGGAUUACGAUAGUGAUAAACGGUUUCCAGCACUUGGAUUUGGAGCAAAGCUUCCACCUGAUGGGCGUGUCUCUCAUGAGUUUCCCCUUAAUGGAAGUAUUGAGAACCCACAAUGUAACGGGAUUGAGGGAAUCCUGGAAGCAUAUCAUAAGAGCUUGAAAUCUGUUCAGCUCUAUGGUCCAACAAACUUUGCUCCUGUGGUGAACCGAGUGGCCAGAUUUGCUGCUGCUGUGCAGGAUGGCUCUCAUUAUUUUGUUCUACUCAUUAUCACUGAUGGAGUCAUUUCAGAUAUGUCCCAAACAAAAGAGGCAAUAGUAAAUGCAGCUAUGCUUCCAAUGUCAAUAAUUAUUGUUGGUGUAGGCCAAGCUGAAUUUGAUGCUAUGGUGGAAUUAGAUGGUGAUGAUGUAAGAAUUUCAUCACGGGGAAAGCUGGCAGAAAGAGAUAUUGUACAGUUUGUUCCUUUCCGGGAUUAUGUCGAUCGUACAGGUAAUCACGUGCUAAGCAUGGCACGACUUGCUAAGGAUGUUCUUGCAGAGAUUCCAGAUCAGCUGAUUUCUUACAUGAAAGCAAGGGGCAUCAAACCAAGUUCUGCACCACCACCCUACACACCUCCUGGGUUGCAAGCACAGAUUUGACCACACAAGAGCAAAAAA
Molecule: messenger RNA, 1954 nt
Organism: Xenopus tropicalis (tropical clawed frog)
Lineage: Eukaryota; Metazoa; Chordata; Amphibia; Anura; Pipidae
Gene: cpne5
Product: copine V
Exons: 21
Coding region: 209-1936 (575 amino acids)
Molecular function (GO): calcium-dependent phospholipid binding
Source: RefSeq, marked provisional